Messenger RNA from Salvia splendens (bonfire salvia), 792 nucleotides. RefSeq names its product vacuolar iron transporter 2. Bases 1 to 792 code for a protein of 263 amino acids. Gene Ontology annotation, molecular function: manganese ion transmembrane transporter activity. Lineage: Eukaryota; Viridiplantae; Streptophyta; Magnoliopsida; Lamiales; Lamiaceae. The transcript is spliced from 3 exons. Gene Ontology annotation, biological process: intracellular manganese ion homeostasis. The record is from RefSeq and is a predicted model, not a curated record.
AUGGAAAAUACUACUACUAAUGCAUCUCUCCUAGUGAAUGGCAAUGGCAAUGGCAAUGGCGAUGGCGGAAAUAGGAAAAGCGAAAGGCCAAAAGAGCCGUGGAGAGGGGAAUUCGUGAAGAGCAUUGUGUAUGCAGGCCUCGACGCCAUCAUUACCUCCUUCUCCCUCAUCUCCUCCAUCUCCGCCGGCCGCCUUUCUUCCGUUGAUGUUUUGGUGUUGGGAUUUGCCAAUCUUGUGGCCGAUGGGAUUUCAAUGGGGUUUGGCGAUUUUAUGUCGACUAGCACUGAGAAAGCCGUCGCUGCCAAGGAGAGGAGCGUCGCCCAAUGGGAUGUCGAAAACCAACGGGGAGCUCAGCAGGAAGACCUGCUCCGUCGCUAUCAGCAGCUUGGGAUGGAUGCUUCCGAUGCUGCCAUGGUUGUGAGCAUCUUCAACAAGUAUCCGGACAUAUUGGUGGAUGAGAAAAUGGCGAGGGGGGUGGGAGCGGAGGAGCAAUCGGAGAAGCCAUGGAAGAAUGGGCUCAUCACGUUCGUGGCGUUUCAGGUGUUUGGAUGUGCUCCCAUCCUAGCAUUCAUCAUCCUCAUCCCCUUCACGGACAACGACCAGAUCAAGUUCAUAGGGGCGUGCGUGCUCUCUGCGCUCGCCCUCGCCCUUUUGGGCAUUGCCAAGGCCAAGUUUGCAGGCCAGAACUAUGCAGCCUCCAUGGGGAUAACGCUCUUCAACGGCGCAGUGGCUGGCGCCGCCGCCUACGGAAUCGGCUGGACUCUGCGCAAUGUCGCUGGCUUGGAUGAAUGA